Molecule: messenger RNA, 1118 nt
Organism: Eucalyptus grandis
Lineage: Eukaryota; Viridiplantae; Streptophyta; Magnoliopsida; Myrtales; Myrtaceae
Product: bidirectional sugar transporter SWEET3
Exons: 6
Coding region: 126-890 (254 amino acids)
Biological process (GO): carbohydrate transport
Cellular component (GO): membrane
Molecular function (GO): sugar transmembrane transporter activity
Source: RefSeq, a predicted model, not a curated record
CAAAGUCCACAAAGCACUUUACAAAUAGCUCAUAACCAGUGGAUAGUUUGAGAGUGUCUCUAGUGUCUGUAGACACCCCACCGUUCGUGCUAGGAUUUGUCGUCUGUUUUCGACAGCGCAAAAGCAUGGGAGAUAGAUUGCGUCUUGCAAUUGGAGUGCUGGGAAAUGCUGCCUCGUUAUUAUUAUAUGCAGCUCCCAUAUUGACUUUUGCAAGGAUUAUAAAAAGGAAGAGCACGGAAGAGUUCUCUUGCAUUCCAUACAUCCUCGCGCUCUGGAACUGCCUCCUUUACACUUGGUACGGGCUUCCGGUUGUGAGCUACCGAUGGGAAAACUUUCCGGUCGUCACGGUCAACGGCGUUGGGAUUCUUCUCGAGAUCUCUUUCAUUGCCAUAUACUUUUGGCUCACUUCCACGAAACAGAAGAUAAAGGUGGCUGCAAUGGCGCUGGGAGUGCUCACCUUUUUCAUUAUCAUUGCCAUUGUAUCGACUUUUAUAUUUCAUGAUCACCAUCACCGAAAAGUAUUUGUCGGAAGUAUAGGGCUUGUGGCCUCAGUCGCGAUGUAUGGAUCUCCACUGGUUGCUGUUAAACAAGUGAUAAAGACGAAGAGCGUGGAAUUUAUGCCCUUCUACUUGUCGCUGUUCUCAUUCAUCUCUAGUUCCCUUUGGUUGGCCUACGGACUACUGAGCCACGAUCUCUUCCUCGCGUCGCCUAAUCUGGUGGGGAGUCCUAUGGGGGUGCUGCAACUGAUACUCUACUGCAAGUACAGGCAAAGAGGAGUCGUGGAAGGACCGAGCAAGUGGGAUUUGGAAAGCAAUGGCGAUCGCAACAAGUCCAAACAGCUGCAGCUAGCGGAAAAUGACCAUGUCACCGAUCCAAAAUGUCCAUCUUGAUCCCUCUUGUAAUCCUAUCAUCUGCCGGCUGAUCAAUGAGGUUCCAACGCCACUCAUGCUGAAAAUUUUCAACUCAGCUUCGCGCAGUCUAGAUAAAUAAAGAAAAAGAAAAUUGAACCGUGUUAGUUAUGUAAUAGUUACAUGUUAGGGAUUUCAGUUGUGUUGUCAAAUUAAUGGUAAAGAUGUAUUCAUUCAUUUGUCAAAUUAUCUAUAUAAAUGAUUCCAUAA